This is a messenger RNA of Juglans regia (Persian walnut), 1209 nucleotides long. Its product is annotated as auxin-responsive protein SAUR21-like. Gene Ontology annotation, biological process: response to auxin. The record is from RefSeq and is a predicted model, not a curated record. The transcript has a single exon. Lineage: Eukaryota; Viridiplantae; Streptophyta; Magnoliopsida; Fagales; Juglandaceae. Bases 818 to 1120 code for a protein of 100 amino acids.
GUUGCUGCUGGUUUUCAUGUUUCUUACAGUUUCAUGUUAAUCAUCUUCAUCCACUAAUAUUUCACUGCAUUUUUUCAGUGUUCUUCUUCAAUCUAAGCUGGCCACUUAACAUAUACUCUUCACAAGGGCUUGUCUUGCAAGUUGAUGCAUUUUAGGACAUCUUAUUAAAGCAGUUCUGUUCUUGCACGUGAUAUCUUGUAGGUUGCUGCUGGUUUUCAUGUUUCUUACAGUUUCAUGUUUAUCAUCUUCAUCCAUUAAUUUUCACUGCAUUUUUUUCAGUGUUCUUAUUCAAUCUAACUCGACAGCUAAUUUAUUCUCUGAGGAAACAAUUAACAAAGGUUUUUUUAGUUCCCAAGUGAGUGAAAUGAUGAAUCUACCUAAAGAGAUCCUUUCUAAAGUUGAAUCUUGAGUAAAGUAGGAUUUCAUGAUAUAAAAAGUUAUCUAACUCCUCCGGAGGUUUCUCCCAGCCACAUCUCCUAACUUCAAGUGGGGUCCCUUGUAGGUUGCCAUCCCAAAAAUUGUUGGGCAUAAGUCUUCCGUGAACUAUAAUCUCAACCAGCACCAAGCUCUUGAUGAUGAGUUGGAAGACAAACCCAUGUGAUCCUUCAAACGCCUGUCUCUCCCAAAUACCCUCCCAAGUGCACACCCGAAACCUCAUUUCAGAGAUUUCCUCCCGUGCCUAUCAUCUAUAUAUACACACAUGUUAUUCCAAUGCCAUACCAAGUCCUCUUAGUCUUCUCUAUCAAAUAUUUAUCUACUUCUUUCUCUUCCAAAGUCGUUUGGGAACUUCAAUCUUUUCUGAAGUGACAACAUAUAAAUGCCUAUCCGAGUUCCAGCCAUCAUGCAUGUUAAGCAGCUUCUCCGCAGGUCUGUUCUAAGCAGUAAAGAAGCAGCUUCCACAGCUAAAAAUGUUCCAAAAGGCUACUUUGCAGUCUAUGUUGGAGAAGACCAGAAGAAGCGAUUCGUUCUACCUAUAUCAUACCUUAAUGAACCUUCGUUUCAGAAAUUGCUGCAUAAGGCAGAGGAAGAAUUUGGGUUCGAUCAUCCAAUGGGUGCUCUAACAAUUCCUUGCAGGGAAGAGGUCUUUAUCAACUUCACAUCUGGCAUAAACAGAUCGUGAUACAUGGCACUGAAAUCAAUCAACAAAACAUAUUUGUAGCCUCAGGCACAAUUACUUCUCUUUCUGGAGAAGGAUUGGAUGGCCAUUGG